This is a messenger RNA of Aethina tumida (small hive beetle), 6232 nucleotides long. Its product is annotated as NFX1-type zinc finger-containing protein 1. Gene Ontology annotation, molecular function: zinc ion binding; helicase activity. Gene Ontology annotation, biological process: regulatory ncRNA-mediated heterochromatin formation. The record is from RefSeq and is a predicted model, not a curated record. NCBI's taxonomy places the organism in Eukaryota, Metazoa, Arthropoda, Insecta, Coleoptera, Nitidulidae. Gene Ontology annotation, cellular component: nuclear RNA-directed RNA polymerase complex; nucleus. Bases 248 to 6184 code for a protein of 1978 amino acids. The transcript has 14 exons.
CAGUCUCAUUUAAAUAGAUUUUCCGUAUUUGUUUAUUUAUAAUACUUAGUGUAGUGCAUCAACUGAUUUUUUAGAAAAGAGACAGUGCACACCGUAUAAUUCUCGGAGAAAAGGGAAAGGGUCGUCCAUAGUGGGUCACCCAAUUACGGGGAAGUCCCCAAUUGCGUGUGUUCUACGCAGUUAACUUUUGGUGUUAUAGUUUAAGACAUUGUUUCAUUUUAUAUUUGAAAGUACGUUAAAUAGAAACAUGUUUCCUAACAAUAGAUCAGGUGGUCGUGGUGGUCAUAACUCUAGAUGGAAAAGAGAUGAUAACCAAAAUCAAGGUGGUCGCGACGGUUAUAACUGGAGAAGGGGAGGACGUGGUAGCCAAAAUCAAGGGUUUAGAGGUAGAGGUCAAUAUCGCGACCCAAAUAAAAUUCGUUCAGAAAAUCCUGCAGAUUCAGAAGAGAGGAAAAAUAGACCACCGAGAGAAUCAAGAACUAUGGGUUUUAGAGCUUUAGAAAGUUUAUCGCAAGUUGAUGAUGUCGAUGACAUUAUCCUAAGAUUAAGCGAUUCGCAUCAAGGUUUCCAAAGACUUCUUGAAACCGGUAACAUACAACCCGACUAUUUUGUUUUAAUAGUGAAAAUUUUUUACAAGAUUUGUGAUAGUAGCAGAAAAGGAAAUAUUAUAAAACUGAUUCAAAAAACGCCAUUUUUGAAAAAAAUAACGUCCUACAUAGCAAGUAUUGAAUUUCAAGAUGAAAAGGAAAAACGAUUAAAUAGAUUAUUUUGGAAUGAUCCGGAUUCAUUAUGGGAACAAUUAAUAUUUAUCUUUAGAGUCAUGUCAGAAGUAUCCCCUUCUACUUCAUGUGAAAUGUUACCGAAAUGUUUAAAAACGAUACUCAAAAGUAUCCAACGUAUUGAGGAUGAGCACGGCAUGCAUGUUUCAGAUGGAAUCAAAGCAGAAGUUGAAAGUCUAAACGAUUACAUAGAAAAAUUAAUAUUAGAUAAUGAAAAGAAAAAACAAGAGUCUCAAGUAAUAUCUGAAGUAAUUGAUGAAGAGGAAUAUGUAGCACCUAGAGAUGAUUACAGAGAAAUCAGUGUGUAUCCAAGCGGCAAGGAAAUAACCAAUAAAAACAGGGGUUUUUUCUUAAAUAAAAACAAAAUUAAAGGCAGAUAUGGUAGUGUUGCCGAAUAUUUAGAUGUGCAGUUCCGACUACUAAGAGAGGAUUUUGUCGCCCCUCUUCGUGAAGCCAUAUGUGAAUAUAAAAACCCAACUCAUACUGGGAGGAUAACGAAUGUAAAAUUUUAUAAAAACACGUGGUUUUUGAACAUGGAGUCUGUGAAUCAGUUUCAGUGUUACCGAUUGCAGUUUGCCGAAAUGAAGAAUAAAAAAAAACUGAAAUUCACUUAUGAAAACUCUAAACGGUUCAUGCUCGGAUCGUUGGUGUUGUUCACACAAGAUAAUUUUAAAAGUAUUUUAUUCGGAAAAAUCGCUAAACGCAACGUAGAAGACUUAGAAAAAGGACAAAUAAUUGUUAGCACAGAAACUGGUAUUCCUAACAAAGAGCCAUAUUUAAUGGUAGAAUGUUGUGUUUAUUUUGAACCAUAUUAUCAGGUACUUACUGUAUUACAAAAUAUGGAUACAUCAUCAUUUCCUAUGGAAAGGUAUAUUAUCAACGUGGAAACUGAAACGCGCCCACCCGAUUACAUCCUUGACGUUAAUCCAGUGUUUUAUACAAUUGAAGGAGAUCGAUUUUGGGCACCGAAUUUUCCAAAUAAACCAUUUUAUGGUUUAAAUGAAUCACAACAAAUUGCUUUUAGAGCUGCCUUGACUAAGGAAUUGUCCAUUAUUCAAGGACCCCCCGGUACAGGGAAAACAUUUGUGGGUCUAAAAAUUGCCCAAACUCUUUUAGAAAAUUAUAGAGCUUGGUUUAAGGGAACUCCUUUGUUGCUCAUUUGUUAUACAAAUCACGCUUUGGAUCAAUUUCUGGAAGGCAUUUUACCAUUUACAGAAAAUAUUUUACGUAUUGGAGGACAAUCUAAAAGUGAGACUCUAAAUAAAUACAAUAUUCGAAAAAAGUGUCAUACACAGCAUUCUGCGACGAGAAACGCUUAUUUUGAUUUAAAACAUAUUGCUGGAGAAAUUCAGUCUAUUAACAACAUUUUGAUGUCCCUUGAAAAGUUUGACAGUAUAAUUUCGUUUAAGAGCUUGUCUGAAUAUAUUCCCACAGAACUGAAUUAUCUUAAGGAUGCCACACCUGAAGAAUGUAGGCAGUGGCUCAUGUUUGGCAGGGAGGAGACUCACAAUGAAAACAGAUUUUCUCCUGAAGUGGAUAUCAAUAAACUUACCAAUAUAGACACUCCCGAUGAGGCUGAAAUGGAACAAGAAACUAAUGACAUUGAAGAUUUACUUAAUGAUAUUAAAGUUGAAAAGGUCUAUGACGCAAUAUUAGAUUUAAAUGAAAUUAAUAAAAUAUAUAUUAAAACAAGAGAAUACAUAAAAACAUUAGCACCAGAUGAUAUUGCCAAGAGAAACAUGGCAGAAUAUGAACUAUUUGAAAUUGAACGUGACUAUUAUCAUUUAAAGGUGAACUUGGAGAAAGGUGCCCAAUUUACAAACCCAAAGGAGCCAAAAAUAUUAGGCUACUCUCAUCCAAAUCAACUGCCACCAUCUCUGCGAUGGAGAUUCUAUUUUUAUUGGGUCUCUCGUUUGAAAACGAACCUGCUUAGGAAAAAAGAACAAUUGUCAGUAAAUUUUAGAGAAACUUUUGAAAUAUAUGAUAACUUAAAAUCAAUAGAGGAUACAAAAGUAAUGAAAGAACAUUUCGUAAUCGGUAUGACGACGACCGGGGCCGCUAGAAUGAAUUCCACCCUGAAAGCAUUGAAGUGUCCCAUUGUAAUAGUUGAAGAAGCCGCCGAGGUUCUCGAAGCUCAUAUAGUAACAGCAUUAACAGAGCACUGUCAGCACCUUAUCUUGAUAGGUGAUCACAAACAGUUAAAACCGAGUACCGCCGACUACCAAACUGAAACUAAAUUUCAACUAGGAAUAAGUCUUUUUGAAAGGAUGGUUCUGAAUGGUGUGGAGUGUCACACGUUGAAUGUACAACAUCGCAUGAGACCGGAAAUAUCUGCUCUUAUCACGCCAUCAAUAUAUCCUAAUUUGCAGGACCAUGAGAGUGUAAAAGGGAGAGAGGACAUCCGAGGCCUGGAGAAGAACCUUUUUUUUAUCGAUCACAAACAUCUAGAAGAAGUGUGUACCGAAACCAGCAAGAAAAAUAUGCAUGAGGCUACUUUCUUAAUUAGCUUGGCACGUCAUUUGAUCUUGAAUGGUUAUGAGGGCAAACAGAUUACUAUUCUUGCAGCGUACUUGGGACAGAUGUAUGAAAUGCUAAAACUUAAAAAGCAACACUUAUUGUUACUAAAGGAUGUGAGAAUUGCCGUACUAGACAAUUAUCAGGGCGAAGAAUGUGAUAUUAUAUUACUCUCCUUAGUCCGCUCCAAUGCUGAAAACUCUAUUGGGUUUUUGAAAAACGAAAAUCGUGUUUGCGUUGCACUGUCUAGGGCGCGAAAUGGUUUUUAUAUAAUGGGAAAUAUGGAAAUGUUAUGUAAUAAUAGUGAAGUAUGGAAGCCAGUAAAAGAAACUUUGCAACAGCAGGACGCAAUCGGCGAGAGUCUAGCUCUUGUGUGUCAAGUGCAUCCCCAUAAAACAACUCUGGUUAAGUCCGCAGAAGACUUUCUACAAGUCCCUGAAGGGGGAUGCGAUCUGGUGUGUAAUGAACCUAUGAUUUGCGGUCAUAAUUGCAAGUUAACAUGUCACAUUCUCAACCAUGACCACCUUUCAUCACGUUGUUUUGAAAAUUGCAAUAAGUUGCUAUGCGAAUCUAAUCCAGAUCAUGUUUGUAAAAAGAAAUGUUAUGAAGAAUGUGGACCAUGUACAUAUUCUGUAACACAUGAACUGGAGUGUGGACACGUUGUUGCACUUCAAUGCCACAUUGAUCCUUUAGACCAUAAAUGUCAGGAACCUGUGGUGACCACAUUACCAUGUGGUCACAGCGCACCCAAACCAUGUUAUAAGGAUGUGGAGACGUUUAAAUGUCCUUAUCCUUGCGAAAUAAGGGUAGAACAAUGCGGGCAUAAAUGUAAAUUGACUUGUCACGUGAGGGAGGAUCCUGACCAUUAUGAGUAUAAAUGUAGGGAGCCAUGUUAUAAAUUCCGUGUGGGUUGUACGACAAAUGAGGAUCAUCAUCGGUGUUCGAUGAUGUGUUUUGAGGAAUGCGUCCCCUGUCUUUUAGAAGUAAAGAAGCGCCGCACGGUUUGUCCACAUGUUUACACAGUUCCAUGUAAUUUUGAUGUGGACAAAAUUGUUUGCAUGAAACCGUGCACAAAAAUCUUACCAUGCGGCCAUAAAUGCAUGAGCAAAUGCGAAGAGCCAUGUGCACCAUGCACGAAAAAGGUUGAAAAAUUGGUUCCUGGUUGUGACCACAAAGUGACAGUGAUGUGCCAUCAAACGCCUGAUAGAAGCUUGUGCCGAAAAUUGUGUCCACGGACUUUAGACUGUGGACACUCGUGCAAAAAUAGGUGCAACGAAGAGUGCACACCCCAAUGCAGAGAAAAAGUUGACUGCAAUAUUACAUCAUCCUGUGGUCACUUCAUUAAUAAAGUGUAUUGUUAUAUCAAGACUGGAGGCAGAGCUGUUGAAGACGAUUUACAGAAAUGCUGCGAUGCGCCGUGCGGUGUCGAACUGAAAUGCCGCCACAAAUGCAAGGGUACUUGUGGAAAAUGUAAACAGGGUCGUUUACAUAUAAAAUGCACGGAAAAUUGUGGGGCUGUUUUAAUUUGCGGACACGAAUGUCCAUUGCCCUGCAGGGAGAAUUGUAAACCUUGCCAGAAGAAGUGCGUCUACCGCUGUGAGCACAGUAAAUGUGGCAAAAAGUGCGGUGAAAUAUGCACGGGAUGUAAACAGCGUUGUAAUCGUGGUUGUGAACACCAAAAGUGCAAAAAACUUUGCUACCAAAUCUGCAACAUCGAUCCGUGCACCGAGCCCUGCAAAAAAAAAUUAAAAUGUGGUCAUCCGUGUGUUGGAUUUUGCGGUGAACCUUGUCCACAUCUGUGUCGUGAAUGCGAUGCCGAUGAAUUAACCGCUAUAUUCUUUGGAAAUGAGGAUGAUGAAAACGCCAAAUUUAUAGAAUUGCAAGACUGCAAGCACGUGUUGGAGAGCGAAGGAUUAGAACAAUGGUUUUCACAAAGUGAUGACAAAGAAGAAAUUCGAGUGAAGACCUGUCCUAAGUGUAGGACGCCUAUUAUUAAUACUAAGCGAUUCUGGACCUACUUAAAACGGGCUAUGAUGGAUAUGGAUAAAGUGAAGGUCAGAUUAAAUGGCGACGAAAAAUAUAACGAAGAAUUGCAGUAUAAGAUGUUUGUUGAGGCAGAAGGACUUCUUAAAUGUCGCAUUCCAAAUUUGCCAUACUUUCAAAGAACUGUUACUAACUUUGUUGAAAGGUUAGACAAAACCUUUCAGGGGAAACGAAACAAACUUGUGGCUUCUGAAUUAAAUUCUAGAAAAGCUAAAUUGCAAUUGUUACAACAUAUGAUAAAAAUUUUGAAAAAUAGUAAAAUAAGUAACGAUUUUAAUGUGAGUGAAUCGGUACUUGUACAAAUAUCGAUGAUUUUAUCUGCACUACAAAACAAAGAUGAUAGGAUAUCUGAUCAGGAAAUUGAAGACAUUUCAUUGGAAAUCUAUAGAAUGGAAAAAAUCGUAGAUUUUGAGAACAUCAUAUCAGGAAGGCAUUCUACUGAUGACUAUGUAAACACAUUGAUCACAAAAAUUAAAACAAAAUUAUUUAGUAAUAUGAGGUUUUCCCCGGAACUCGAAAGAGAAAUAUCUGACUAUAUGAAAACGUUAAAUGAUAAAUUAUGUACUGGCUUAAAUAUUAGCGAAUCUGAACGAUUACAAAUUGUACGAGCCUUAGGUAUGAGAAAAGGACAUUGGUUUAAAUGUCCAAAUGGCCAUAUUUACUGCAUUACGGAAUGUGGAGGGGCUAUGGAAGUUGGCAGAUGUAACGAAUGUGGUGCAGCUAUUGGAGGAGAAAAUCAUGCGUUGCGAGGUGAUAAUGCACAUGCUGGAGAAAUGGAUGGAAGUCGGUACCCUGCAUGGUCCGUUAUGAAUAAUCUUAAUAAUUUUCGUCUAGAUUACGGAGUUUAAUUUUUGUACAUGUUAAAAUAUAAUAUUAUGUCAAUUAAGUUAAUUAUA